GUAAGAACCGUGACAAGAAAAGUCACACGUCGUGCGCGUGUUUGUUUUUGUUCGGUGCAAUUUCGUUUGAAUUCGCGUAAUAAAUUUGUCACUAAAUAUAUAAAGUUCAUUCACUUUUAAAGGAUGCUAUCAAAGAAUACAGAAAAGAAAUUGCAGCGGAAAAUUCGCCGAUGUCAACAGCUAAUCGGUGCAGAAACUGGAAUUACGUUCAGCGAUUCUCCCACUAAGAAUAUUGCUGUGUGUAACGCAGGUUUAUCUACAGGACUGCGACAAGAAGUUUUAUUGGAAGAAGUACUGGCACAUAAUCCUGGUCAGCUGGAAGAUGUAUAUCUACCGGUGGGUAAAUCUUAUUGCUUUUUGCUGUUCGAUUCCUGUGAAAGCAGUCAGCGUGUAAGUCAGGCGAUGAAUGGGAUUUCUCGGCUUGGCCAAGAUGAAUGUGUGUUACUGAUGGCUUUCGUCGAAGAAGUACCCUCUUACAAUACAGAAGUAACCGAAGAACUACCGGCAGGAUUGAUUGUGUCCAGAGAUUUUAUUGAUGAGUCCUUUGAAAAAAUGCUCAUGCAGUCAGUUAAUUGGGAUGAGGAAGAUUGUGGAACUCUUAAGCAUCGUCGUGUAAGACAUUUCGGAUAUGAAUUUCUCUACGGCACCAAUAACAUUGAUAGAAGUAAACCCCUUCAACAGAAUAUUCCUAAGGAGCUAGACAGUUUAUGGGAAAAACUAAAACAACAACAUCCGAAUCUUUCAUGGCAUGUACCAGAUCAAUUGACUGUUAAUCGAUACGAGGUUGGCCAAGGAAUCCCUCCACACGUGGACACCCACAGUGCUUUCCAGGAUCCUAUUGUUUCUCUGUCAUUAGGAAGCGAUAUUGUUAUGGACUUUCGAAAUACUAAAGGUUGUCAUGUAAGCGUUGAUGUUCCACGUAGGUCGUUAUUAAUAAUGAGUGGCGAAAGUCGUUAUGGUUGGACACACGGCAUAACCCCUAGAAAAAUGGAUACCAUCAAAAUGGGGAAGAGUUUAAGUGUGAGAAGAAGAGAUGUUCGAGUUUCGUUCACCUUUCGAAAACUUAACGAUGGACCAUGUCGUUGUAAUUUUCAUGCAUUGUGUGAUACAUUUUUGGAGGAAAAAAGUAGUUGUAGAGAUCACCUACUAGAAAAUGCCGCCCAAGUUGAAUUGGAAAAUGUUCACAAAGUUUACAACGAAAUUGCAAAACACUUCAGUGAAACCAGACAUUCGCCCUGGCCAAAGGUAGAGGAUUUUCUAAGUUCCUUAAACGCUGGAUCGCUUCUUCUAGAUAUUGGCUGUGGUAAUGGAAAGUAUUUAGGCCUUAAUAAGAGCCUAAUAAAUGUAGGCUGUGAUCGCAGCGACGGCUUGCUUAAAGUAUGCGCUGAACGCGGCUUUCAAGUUGUACAAAGCAAUUGUCUAGCCUUACCGUUUCGUUCAUCCAGUGCCGAUGCUUGCAUCAGUAUAGCAGUUAUUCACCACCUGGCCACAGAAGAGCGCCGGAAAAAAUCGGUUUCAGAAAUGGUACGUGUGCUGAAACCGGCUGGUCGUGCUCUGAUUUAUGUCUGGGCUAAAAACCAAGAGGCAAAUUUGAAAAAAUCAAGUUAUUUACGACAGAACAAACAAAAUCGAAAAUCAAAAAAUGAAGAAGUUCCAGUAGUGCAGCAAGGAUCGCCAAAUGACAAUCAAGCUACGGUACUGCCGGUCCAUACGAAUCGAACACAAUUUCAACAUCAGGACCUAUUGGUGCCAUGGAAACUGCGCAACGUCGAAUCGCAAAAAGCGGACCCUCCUAAGGUAACUUUUUUACGCUAUUAUCACGUUUUCGAAGAGAAUGAACUUGAGCAACUCUGUAAUACCAUUGGAGGAAUUACGAUUGAAAAAAGCUAUUAUGACCAAGGCAAUUGGUGUGUUAUAUUUAAGAAAAAUUAAUUAUCUUAUUUUAAG
This is a messenger RNA of Uranotaenia lowii, 1947 nucleotides long. RefSeq names its product alkylated DNA repair protein alkB homolog 8. The coding region runs from base 124 to 1932 and encodes 602 amino acids. Gene Ontology annotation, cellular component: cytoplasm; nucleus. Gene Ontology annotation, molecular function: S-adenosylmethionine-dependent methyltransferase activity; tRNA binding. The record is from RefSeq and is a predicted model, not a curated record. Lineage: Eukaryota; Metazoa; Arthropoda; Insecta; Diptera; Culicidae. The transcript is spliced from 2 exons. Gene Ontology annotation, biological process: tRNA wobble uridine modification.